UAGGGUUCUAACAAGUCUUAACAGUGUCCCAUUUUUUAACCAAAAUAUCUGUUAACUUCCCCACAGGCUAAAACAUUGGUUCUUCUAAUCUCGUGAGCAACCUUUACCAUAUGGCUAAAUCCGAAGCAUGUUGAAACAAAAAUGCGAACCAAUAAGGAAGCAUGUUAGUCUCCCAAAGGCUCAGUUACCAGUCUGGUUCGUAACAAUGGACAUCAACUACGAUCUAAAUAUCGUCUUGACUUAUUUGCUGGGAAUUUCUUACCUUGGGGUUCAAGUCUCCGAAGGAAAACUCACAGUCAUUGGGGAACGACUGCCAGUCAUAAAUGUGAAUCAUAAUCAAUUUUGCGUUUGGGUCCAAAGCCAUUCAUCAGAAGACUACAGUUAUAUGCUACUGGAUUCCGUCCCAAGGAUCAUAACUAAUACGAGUAUGUCGUCGCGUUGCAACAUCGGAUUGAUCAAUGCCAAUGAUGGCGAUGCCCUUCAGAAGUCUAAAGAGCUCAUUUUUGAUCCAUUGAAGACCUUAAUCUUUGUGACAAGUGAUUUGGAAAAUCUUCCAUCUUUCUUCUUUGAGAGAAACAUUCAUUCGAUAUUCGUGGAAUCGAAAAAUUUCUCUGCCUUUAUGUUUGAUUCUCCUUUACACCCCAACCUCGCUCAUUUUGACCCCGCCAAAAUGAAAUCCUUGAAGAUGACCAGGUUCAAAGACAGGAAAAUGAAGGCUGUUACUUUGAAUUUGCCGCCUCAAUCCAUUCUGGACUUUGACACCGGGAUACACCGAGGGUUCGAGUACUUGAUCGCUGCGGGUGUCACCAAUGCGGUUGGCCUUUCCUUGGAAGUUUUUGUUCCUCGAGAUGGAGAAUGGUGGGGUAAUGAGAGCCCACCAGGCAGCGGUAAUUACACGGGUCUCUUGGGCGAGUUUGUGUCAGGAUAUGCCGAAAUGGGUUGGGCCAACUUAUUUUACAGUGCCCAUAGAACCAAAUUUAUGACCUUCACCGAUUGGUAUUUGAGCGACCAGGCUUGCUUUCUUGUUCCAAACCCGAAUCCCUAUCCCAAAAUCCUCGCCCUUGUCUGGCCUUUUGACCAAUUCACAUGGCUUUGUACAAUCAUAUCUCUUGUGGUGUUCUCCGUGUUACUUCUAUUGUUCCUGCAAUCCCAAUUCUACCUUGAAGCAUCAUUGAAGAAUUCGAAUUGGGCUAUGCUAAUUUUGGCGGUGGUUUUCAAGCAAUCGGAUUUAACCUUCACCAGGAUUCAACAUUUGGGCAUUCGGCUGAUGGCAUUGACCUUGAUUUUGGGGAUGCUCCUAUUGGGAACAAGCUACGCAGCAGCUUUGAUCUCGUUUCUGACCAUCAACGUCCAUCCAGAUCCACCCCGUACAAUUGAAAGACUGAACAACUACAUAACAGAUCGAAAUUUGGAUGUCUCAUUUUGUUGUUCGAACAUGAUGGAUGCCAUUCGAGACCGCAAGGAUUCAGACGUCGUGUCGAGCAGAAUGAAGAGAGACUACGAUUAUUCCGAUCCUUAUCGUAAUGUUAGCAAAGGAACCCACGUGGUUCCCCAGAGUAAGCAAAUGUUGAACUUCGGGAUUCGAGCUGGACUCUCCAAUCAAUUGGGACAAACGAAUGUCUUCAUAUUGGAUGAAUGUUUUCUCUCAUUGCCGAUUGCCCUUGGAUUAAGGAAAGGAAGUCCUAUUAAACCCAUGCUGGAUUACAAACUACGGCAACUUCAAGAAGGUGGACUUGUCCAAAAGUGGAUCACAGACGAAAUCAAUUCCUUCGGAAAGCUCGACACACAGUUUGGGACCGAGGCCAGAGUUUUGGAAUCCUUGACUUUAUUCGACUUACAAGGACCUUUCAUUGUCUAUGGAUUUGCCAUUGGAGUCUCAGGGAUUAUCAUAUUAUUCGAAUGCUUGCUUAAAGCCCAUACAAAGGCGAGAUUGCACUAAUAAUUGGCAGCUUUGCCUUUGCAUUAAGUGUCAAGUAUGAGACCAUCAUUGCUUUUAAGGCCACUACAGUGA
Tigriopus californicus is the source of this 2011-nucleotide messenger RNA. RefSeq lists its product as uncharacterized. The record is from RefSeq and is a predicted model, not a curated record. NCBI's taxonomy places the organism in Eukaryota, Metazoa, Arthropoda, Copepoda, Harpacticoida, Harpacticidae. Bases 128 to 1939 code for a protein of 603 amino acids. The transcript has 2 exons.